AGUUGUAGAAUCGAGAGAGAUACGAAAAUGGCACUUUGGCAGCUCACAUUUGCGGCUCUUUUUGCGUUCGUCGCUGCUCAGCCAGGACCGAAAAUGGUUGACGAAACGACUCGCUGGAGUCAAUGUAAAGACACAAACCAAUCUAUUUACGAUUUCCAGGUAGAAACACUACAAGGAGAAUACACAGACCUUAGUCAAUACCGUGGACAGGUGCUUCUCAUGGUCAACGUUGCUACUUUUUGCGCGUACACCCAGCAAUACACGGAUUUCAACCCCCUUAUCGAGAAGUACCAAUCCCAAGGAUUUACUCUCAUUGCCUUCCCAUGCAAUCAAUUCUAUUUGCAAGAGCCAGCUGAGAACCAUGAACUGAUGAAUGGAAUAAUGUAUGUUCGUCCUGGAAACGGAUGGAAGCCACACCAGAACUUGCACAUUUAUGGAAAGCUUGACACCAACGGAGACAACCAACACCCAAUCUACGAGUUUGUCAAGGAGUCUUGCCCACAAACUGUUGACAAAAUUGGAAAGACUGAUGAAUUGAUGUACAACCCAAUUCGUGCUUCUGAUAUCACAUGGAACUUCGAGAAGUUCCUUAUUGACAGAAAUGGACAACCAAGAUUCCGCUUCCACCCAACUGCUUGGAGCCACGGAGAUGUUGUCACUCCAUUCAUUGAGCAACUCCUUGCUGAGCCAGCUAAUUAAUUGGUUAUUAACUAAUUGACAAUCAUUGAUUUCAUUCCAAUGUGUGUGUAUACUUUCGUAGUACCGACCCACAUGUCAAUCAGGGGUUGCUUUGUUCUUGUAUAGCGAAUAUCAUAAGAUAUUGUGCUUCUCCACGUUUUAAUUGCCUCCGGGUUUUUCUCCGUUCCUGUAUUUACGUUCCGUCGAAAUAAAGUAGAAUAUCACAUU
Caenorhabditis elegans is the source of this 906-nucleotide messenger RNA. RefSeq names its product Glutathione peroxidase (gene gpx-5). Gene Ontology annotation, biological process: response to oxidative stress; cell redox homeostasis; cellular oxidant detoxification. Bases 28 to 699 code for a protein of 223 amino acids. Gene Ontology annotation, cellular component: extracellular region. Lineage: Eukaryota; Metazoa; Nematoda; Chromadorea; Rhabditida; Rhabditidae. Gene Ontology annotation, molecular function: glutathione peroxidase activity; peroxidase activity. The record is from RefSeq and is marked reviewed. The transcript is spliced from 5 exons.